This is a messenger RNA of Parasteatoda tepidariorum (common house spider), 2417 nucleotides long. RefSeq lists its product as uncharacterized. The record is from RefSeq and is a predicted model, not a curated record. Lineage: Eukaryota; Metazoa; Arthropoda; Arachnida; Araneae; Theridiidae. Gene Ontology annotation, molecular function: protein dimerization activity.
AUCCGCAUUUGGUGAAUGGAGAAAGCCACGUUUCAGUGGGGCGUUUCUUUCAUGUGGCGAUCUCUCUCCGCCGCCAAGCACUUGUCUUGGAAUAUUAUUCUACGCGAUAUUUUCGCCAGGUGGGAGACUGUCGAAAUACCAUCUGAAAUAAUUGUGAUCUGCGCAAGCCGGCCGGCAUUUUUUUUCUUGUGGUUUUCGUUUUUUAGCCGGCGUUUUCUUCCAUGCAACUUAUUCAGGAUGAUUUCCAUAGACUCUAUUGAAAGUCUUGAUCGAUGGGUCGAGAAGGCUGAUGUAUCGGAUUAUAAAUGUUCCGCUUUAGAGGAUCUUUCCACCUUCAGCUCCUUUAACCUCGACUUUCUCUUUGGAUCUUCAUCUGAUAAUUCAGAUUCUGGUGAUUUUUACCCUCCAAUGGAUCUGGAUAUUGAUUUUAAUGAUAUGGAAUUGGAGAAGAAUUCCUAUGACUUCUCAAAAUAUUGCUCCAGCCCUGUGAAAUCGGAGGUUUCAAAAGAUCUCGGCAAUCCUUACGGUUUUGCAUCAGUCAGCCCUUCGAAAUUGGGCAUUCCAUAUAUAUUGGAUGAUUACUUCAUUGAUCUGAAUAAAUCCUUUUCCGAUCAAGAUUCUAAUUCUCCAAUUGCUGGCUCUCCAGUUGCUAAUUCUCCUGUAACGAAUUCUCCAAUUGCUGAGAAGCAAAGUGCUCCGCUAUCUCCAGAUUCUGGAUUUGAACAAGAUUGUCUGAAUUCAUCUUUUGAUGAGUAUACUAAUGUGUUCACUCUUAUGGAGCAAGAUAAAGAUGUUGAUGGUAUGUGUGAACCUAUAAAAUUGAACACAGACACAGAUAUCGAUAAAUAUCUUGACUAUGUGAUACACGCUAAUAAAAACAGUGACACUGAUGAUGAAAUCUACAAUAAAGGUACUUUGGCUACCAUCAGGUUAUCUGAUAUUAUAGACAGUGAUUGCAUGUUCAGAGAUGGAAGUAAUAAAGUUAAUAUAAAACCAGAAGGUUAUCUAAAUGGAUUUCAACGAACUAGAAAUGACUCUAUUGCCAGUGAUCAUUGGUUAAAUGAAACACUGCAAUCGAUUCCAAAUGAUGAAGACUUCAGUGCAUUGUGUGCAGGUCUAGUGCUACAGCCUGUGAAGAAAGAGGGCAAAAAGCUAAGCAUUAAAGAGGAAGUCUGUGACGAUAAUCUAUUUGUUUUGCGAAAUGAUUCCAAGACUAUUCAAGUAGAACACAGCUACCAUAAAAAACUUAGUGUUGUUGAAAGUGAGGAAGAGGAUGAAGAACCAGUUAAGAAAAGAAAACGAAAUGAGAUUGAUGAAGAUUUCAGCCCGUACCAAAAACCAAAGCGUAGGGCUGGUCGACCUCGGACUAAUUUCUCAAAAGUAGAUACACCAAAAACGCAAAGGUAUAAAUUGCAAAAAACAAAAUCUUCUAAAAGAACUUCACAAGCCUCUAAAAGACUUAAAAGUUGUUCCACAGUUCCUUUUGAUAGACGAGAACAGCAUAAUCAAGCUGAACGUGAAAGGAGAGAUAUGCUAAAAAAGAAUUUGGACAUUGUCGAAGAUGCAACACCAGACCACGUUCUUCAAUUGACUCAGUUAGCUCUUCAGUCUGAAAAAACUAGUAAAUCAGAUGAAUUUGAGAACAAUGAAAAUAAUUUCACUGUUGAUGUCCUUAAAAAACUUGAUGAAUUAGUAAAAAAAGAACCUGUAUGUCAUAGGCCUAAGUACAAAAAAGCAUCUCGGAAUUCUAAAAUGGUUGUUCUUUUAGGUUCCACUUUUUAUAUUGGUAGUCUAGAAAAAGAACUUAAAGCAAAAGAAAGUCGCUUAGCUCAACUAAAAAAGCAAUAUGAAGAAUGUUUAAAAAGGUUGAAUCCAUCUAAAGUUAGUAGUAAAAAAGUAAGAAGAAACUAUUAAUAGAACUUAUUUAUAAGAUAAGUAGUAAAUUUGUUCACAUUUCCUGAUCUUUAAUCUUUCCAAAUUAUUCGUUUUAUGUGCAAGCUUAAUAAGUUUCUAUUAGUUUCAGUAAAAUAUUUUAUUUCAAUUAAUGUCAAUUAUAUGAUCUUCAAAUGUUUGUACUUAAUAUUUUCCCAUUCUGUAAAUACUAUUGAAUAUUUUGUAUAAUGGCUGUACAUAGUACAAAUUUGCAUUUUUUUUUAUCAAUUAUUCUAGGUCAACUAAAAAGUAUUUAUAAUGUUUUGAUUAAAUGUAACUAUAAUUAUGCUUGUUUUUUAUGGAAAUUUUUUUUUGUUUUAAAUUACAUUUAAAAUCCUGUAAUGGUUGCUUAAUAUUUACUCUUCUGUGAAUCAAGUUAUAAUCAUUCUGUAUAUUAUGUAAAUUACUUUCAUGUUGUAAAUUUUGCCAUCUCAUUUUUAUAUAUUCAAGAGUUUUUAGUAAUGAUUAAAUUUUUUAUUACUUUA